GUAACUGUUGACGGAGUACAGACGGAUGUGCACCAAGUAGUUCCACCACCCUACAAGAGCACCUUCCAGAAGUUUUGCACCAAGCUCAAGGAAACUUUUUUCCCUGAUGAUCCUCUACGCCAAUUUAAGGGACAACCUCUUAAGACACAACUAAUCCUCGGAGCUAAAUAUGUGUUCCCUAUCUUUCAAUGGGCUCCUAAUUACAACCUCAGACUCUUUAAAUCUGACCUUAUUUCUGGUCUCACAAUUGCUAGUUUGGCCAUCCCCCAGGGAAUCAGUUAUGCAAAGCUUGCAAAUCUUCCUGCAAUUCAGGGACUCUAUUCUAGUUUUGUUCCCCCUCUUGUGUACGUUGUUCUUGGAAGUUCAAUGGACCUUGCAGUAGGACCUGUUUCUAUUGCUUCCCUAGUACUAGGAUCCAUGCUCGCAGAGAAAGUGUCUCCCACUGCGCAACCUGAUCUAUACCUUCAGUUAGCUUUAACUUCGACAUUAUUUGCUGGGAUCUUUCAAUCCGCUCUUGGAAUUCUAAGAUUAGGAUUUAUCAUUGAUUUUCUAUCAAAGGCAAUUCUUCUGGGGUUCAUGGCUGGAUCAGCUAUAAUUGUAGCUCUGCAACAACUCAAGAGCCUUCUCGGAAUCAAACAUUUCACUAAAAAGAUGGCCCUCAUUCCUGUUUUGACUUCUGUUUUUAAGAACACUAACGAGUGGUCAUGGCAAACAAUAUUGAUGGGGAUUUCCUUCUUGACGUUGCUACUCCUUGCAAGACACAUUAGCAUAAGGAAACCAAGGCUAUUCUGGGUCUCAGCUGGAGCUCCUCUUCUCUCUGUAAUAAUCUCUACGGUCCUGUCUUAUGUAAUCAAAGCUGAACGUCAUGACAUCAGUGUGAUUGGAAAAUUGCCACAAGGAGUAAAUCCUCCUUCAGCGGAUAAGUUAUUCAUUCAUGGAAGUCAUCUCCCUCUGGUCAUCAAAACUGGCCUUAUCACUGGCAUUUUAUCCCUCACUGAGGGAAUUGCAGUUGGAAGAACAUUUGCUACUAUCAGAAACUACAAAGUGGAUGGAAAUAAGGAAAUGAUUGCAAUCGGGUUCAUGAAUGUGAUUGGCUGCACCACAUCCUGCUAUGUUACAACAGGAUCUUUCUCUCGCUCAGCUAUCAAUCAUAACGCAGGUGCUAGAACAGCAAUGUCUAACAUAGUAAUGUCUGUUACUGUCUUGGUGACUCUACUGUUUCUUAUGCCAUUGUUUCAAUACACACCAAAUGUUAUAUUGGGUGCAAUCAUAAUAGCAGCAGUAAUUGGCCUCAUUGAUAUCCCUUCUGCUCGUCUCAUUUGGAAGCUAGACAAAUUCGAUUUCAUUGUGAUGAUGACUGCAUUCUUUGGUGUGAUUUUUAUCUCUGUCCAGCUCGGCCUUGGUAUUGCAGUCGCAUUAUCAGUUUUCAGGAUACUGCUUCAAGUUACAAGGCCAAAAACAGUAAUGUUGGGGAAAAUACCUGAGACAAACAUAUAUAGAAAUCUUCAUCAUUAUAAAGAAGCUGUAAGAGUACCUGGUUUUCUUAUUUUAAGUAUAGAGUCUCCCAUCAAUUUCGCCAACAUUACAUAUCUCAACGAGAGAAUAUUACGAUGGUUAGAAGAAGAAGAAGCUAACAAAGAGCAAAAGCUUCAAUUUGUGAUUCUGGAAAUGUCAGCUGUGAGUACCAUAGACACGAGUGGAGUCUCACUUUUCAAGGACUUGAAAACAGCAUUGACAAUGAAGGGUGUUGAGCUUGUGAUGGUGAAUCCUCUAGCUGACGUCAUAGAAAAGCUGAAAAUAGCAGAUAAAGCUAAUGAUUUCAUUCGACCAGAUUACCUUUUCUUAACAGUUACGGAGGCUGUCACUUCACUUUCAUCAACAAUGAAGGAGGGUCAAUCACCAAGCGAGGAA
Cajanus cajan (pigeon pea) is the source of this 1911-nucleotide messenger RNA. Its product is annotated as putative sulfate transporter 3.3. Lineage: Eukaryota; Viridiplantae; Streptophyta; Magnoliopsida; Fabales; Fabaceae. Gene Ontology annotation, cellular component: membrane. The record is from RefSeq and is a predicted model, not a curated record. Gene Ontology annotation, biological process: transmembrane transport.